AUGGCGCCCAUCACUGCGACCGUAUACAAUGCCUUCACCUCACCCUCGGCGCAAGGCAAUCCCGCCGCCGUCAUCGUGCUGGACUCGCCGGACCACCAAAGCGCCGCCGUCCAGGAUGGCCAAGACUUCCCGUGUGCGCUCUUCCCGCCGGACGCACAGCUUCAAUCCAUAGGCACGCAGAUCAACCUGCCCAUGACGGCCUUUGUGCUGCCCCUUCCCGGUGGCAGCUGCGCGGAGUACGCGGUGCGAUGGUUCAAUGCCACCAACGAGGGCCCGCUGUGCGGCCACGCCACGCUCGCCAUGUCCGGCCACCUUUUCAACAUGGUCGCCAGGCCGCCUCCGACAUUCCGGUAUCUGACGCGGUUCCACGGGGUGAUAUCGGCGUCACAGCACCAGAACCCGCUGGGCGAUGGGAAGCUCGUCGGCAUCGAGUUCCCUGAACUGACCAACCUCCCACCCGUGCCCAGGGGCAGCGAGACAUGGGCGCAGUUGAAAAGUCUUUUCGAAGAGGCGACUUCGUCUCGGUGGCAAGGCCCCGGAGAGCCGCUGGGUGUCUACAAGCAGGACCAGUUUCUGCUGAUUGAGUUCAGCCCCGAGCUCGACUUGGCGGGUGUCCAGAUCGAGCCGCAAAACUUGUCUUCCUUGAAAAGCUAUGUGUACAUCUUUCAGAUAUCGGCGCAAUCGUCGGAGCAGAUCCACUCGCGGGUCUUGCAUUCUUUCCCGGGGCACGCCGAUGAGGACAUUGCGACCGGCUCCGCACACCGGGCUAUCAUCCCGCAUGCCUUGGGCAACCCAGAGACGAGGGCGCGACUGGAAAAGUACCAUCCCCAACACGAGGGAGACGCCCUUCGCGUGGCCCAGCAGUCGCGCAAGGGCGGCGAGCUGGUGGUGCAGUGGCUACGCGAGGACAAGAGUGUGAGGAUUAUGGGCCGGGUCGACCCCGUGGGGGCGAAGACGGUCGAGGCGAGCGAGAACUAG
This is a messenger RNA of Emericellopsis cladophorae, 978 nucleotides long. RefSeq names its product phenazine biosynthesis. The record is from RefSeq and is a predicted model, not a curated record. Gene Ontology annotation, cellular component: cytoplasm. Gene Ontology annotation, biological process: biosynthetic process. Gene Ontology annotation, molecular function: isomerase activity. Bases 1 to 978 code for a protein of 325 amino acids. NCBI's taxonomy places the organism in Eukaryota, Fungi, Ascomycota, Sordariomycetes, Hypocreales, Bionectriaceae. The transcript is spliced from 3 exons.